UCCACCACCAAGAACGACUUCAAGGCCGUGCAGGGCCGCUGCACCAUGGAGUACCAGGAGGACCUACCUGAGUGCCUGCAGGACUUCGGCAGCCCCGACUGCUUCUACUUCCUCGAGGCCUACAAUGCCAAGAGCAAGAGCUUCGAGGACCCCCCCCACGCCAAUCAUGCCCGCAGCCCUGGGAACAAGGGCAAGGGCAAAGGGAAAGGGAAAAGCAAGACCAGGUCCCCGACGAGCGAGCCGAGCGAGCCGGAGCUGGACAUCAAGCUGCCCAAGCUGCAGACGCUGGACGUCUUCUCGGGCUGCAGGGGGCUGUCGGAGGGCUUCCAUCAGGUGGGCAUCUCGGAGACGCUGUGGGCCAUCGAGAUGUGGGAGCCGGCAGCCCAGGCGUUCCGGCUCAACAACCCCGGCUGCACGGUGUUCACGGAGGACUGCAACGUGCUGCUCAAGUUGGUCAUGGCCUGCGAGAAGACCAACUCCAUAGGCCAGCGGCUGCCACAGAAGGGUGACGUGGAGACUUGCGGCGGGCCGCUGUGCCAGGGCUUCAGCGGCAUGAACCGCUUCAACUGGCGCACCUACUCCAAGUUCAAGAACUCCCUGGUGGUCUCCUUCCUCAGCUACUGCGACUACUACCGGCCGCGCUUCUUCCUGCUGGAGAAUGUGCGCAACUUCGUGUCCUUCAAGCGCUCCAUGGUCCUGAAGCUCACCCUGCACUGCCUGGUCCGCAUGGGCUACCAGUGCACCUUCGGCGUGCUGCAGGCCGGUCAGUAUGGCGUGGGGCAGACACGCAGGCGGGCCAUCAUCCUGGCCGCGGCGCUCAGCAAGAAGCUGCCCCUGUUCCCUGAGCUGCUGCAUGUGUUCGCGCCCCGGGCCUGCCAGCUGAGCGUCGUGGUGGACGACAAGAAGUUCAUCAGCAAUAUCACCAGGUUGAGCUCCGGGCCGUUCCGAACCAUCACCGUGCGGGACACCAUGUCUGACCUGCCGGAGAUCCGGAACGGUGCCUCGGCGCCCGAGAUCUCCUACAACGGGGAGCCGCAGUCCUGGUUCCAGAGGCAGCUGCGGGGUGCGCCGUACCAGCCCAUCCUCAGGGACCACAUCUGCAAGGACAUGAGCGCCCUGGUGGUCGCCCGCAUGCGCCACAUCCCGCUGGCCCCCGGCUCCGACUGGCGGGACCUGCCCAACAUCGAAGUGCGCCUGUCGGAUAGCACCCUGGCCAAGAAGCUGCACUACACCCACCACGACCGCAAGAACGGCCGCAGCAGUUCAGGCGCCCUCCACGGGGUCUGCUCCUGCGUGGAAGCGGGCAAGGCGUGCGACCCCAUGGCCAGGCAGUUCAACACCCUCAUCCCCUGGUGCCUGCCCCACACGGGCAACAGGCACAACCACUGGGCCGGCCUCUACGGGCGGCUCGAGUGGGACGGCUUCUUCAGCACCACCAUCACCAACCCCGAGCCCAUGGGCAAGCAGGGCCGCGUGCUGCACCCCAAGCAGCACCGCGUGGUGAGCGUGCGGGAGUGCGCCCACUCCCAGGGCUUCCCUGACACCUAUCGGCUCUUCGGCAACAUCCUGGAUAAGCGCCGGCAGGUGGGCAACACCAUGCCGCCUCCCCUGGCCAAGGCCAUCGGCUUGGAGGUCAAGCUGUGUGUGUUGGCCAGAGCGCGCGAGAGCGCCUCAGCCAAGGUGAAGCAGGAGGACCAGGUCGCCCUGGACUAG
Molecule: messenger RNA, 1713 nt
Organism: Lepus europaeus (European hare)
Lineage: Eukaryota; Metazoa; Chordata; Mammalia; Lagomorpha; Leporidae
Product: DNA (cytosine-5)-methyltransferase 1-like
Cellular component (GO): nucleus
Molecular function (GO): methyltransferase activity; chromatin binding
Source: RefSeq, a predicted model, not a curated record